Messenger RNA from Porites evermanni, 3504 nucleotides. The record is from the annotation of a GenBank genome assembly. NCBI's taxonomy places the organism in Eukaryota, Metazoa, Cnidaria, Anthozoa, Scleractinia, Poritidae.
UAUGAAUGCUGGGACGGUCCAUUCUUCGCUCUCUUUUCCGCCAUCUUUGUUUCACGUGUGUGUAGAUUCUGUAGAAAGUCCAGGUAAAAUAGCAUAUCCCACUUUUCAGCUGUUAAAAAAUGCAAUAAAACUGUCAAAAAAUACUUAACAUUAUGUAUUACUUAUUUAGAUCACAAAAGAAAAUGCAGAACGAAGCUGGAGAAUACGUUGAUAUGUACACUCCACGAAAAUGGUAGGUGAACCAUUAUGCUCGUGUUUGAUCUUUCCAUAGUUAAUGGAGGUGACUUAACUAUGAUCUUUCAAGUUAACGAGUUCCUGAGUCAUUUUACUUUACCGCCUUGCGCAUUUACAUUUAGAGAUAGGUAAACCUUCGAAGGUGUUAAAUUUUUGUUAUCGAACCUUUGUAUCUCUUGAACUCCGAAUGGAAGUGGCAAAUUUUAGAACGGAAAAAUGUCAUUUUACACGUGUUUUAUAUACGCAUGUUGUUUUCUCUUCAGCUCCGUCACCAACAGUGUGAUUGCAGCAAAGGAUCAUGCUUCUGUGCAGAUUAACGUUGGAGAGGUAAAACUUGCAAUACUGUUAGUACUGUGUCAUAGUCUUUAAUAUAGGAUGCCACUUAUGACAAAAAGAUUAAUAAGUAAAUAUGAAGAAGAACCCAAAUAUUCGCAUUAGACCAUGAAUAUUGGUAUCAAGAUAAGAAUAUGGGUAUUAUAAAUCCAACCUAAUUAUAUUUUUGCAUCAAUAUAUGCACGUUAUGGGGAUGAUGCAUGCAUACCUAUACGUAAGGAACUAUUAUGUCAUAACAUGAACACAUCCUUUAUUUAGAAUGCGUCUGUCAGUCAUCUGAUGUAGUUGUAUCGUAAUAGAAGGAUGCAUCUCUCAGUCAGUCAUCCAAUACAGGUGUUAAAUCAAUGAUAUCCCUCCAGUAAAAUACUAAUAAAUGUUCUAAGCUAGGACUUGUAGUUAGAUAUGAAAAACCACUAUAAAACCACCCUAGGGAAGUGGCCAAAAAAUAUAUGGAAACAUAUUCCCCUACUAAUGCAGUGGCACAUAAAACCCUGGGGAAAGGGAUCAAGGAAAAUACAUUACAAUGUUACAUAAACUACUCCAAAAUUAUACUUAUGUAAAAGGGUUCUUGUCUAAAUACCUAAAUUCAUAACCUAUAUACCAAAAUUAGAAACGUUAUUCCAAAACAUACAGAUCUGAGAGACAUAACAAAAUAAAAUGUAGAAAAGGAAAACUAUCAGAAGGACUGAGCUGAUGUAGAAUGGCACUAGUCUCAUGCCAAAACCAUAAAUAGCCUGAUACUAUCCCAGGAACACCAGCGCACCUCUAUACCGUGCCGUCAGAAUAUUAAUUUCUGACUAAUUCAUUCCCAUGUCUCUCAAUCAUCAGAAAUUACAUAUUCUGGCAUGGCAUACUGACUUUCUAAAAUCUUNAAAAAGAUUAAUAAGUAAAUAUGAAGAAGAACCCAAAUAUUCGCAUUAGACCAUGAAUAUUGGUAUCAAGAUAAGAAUAUGGGUAUUAUAAAUCCAACCUAAUUAUAUUUUUGCAUCAAUAUAUGCACGUUAUGGGGAUGAUGCAUGCAUACCUAUACGUAAGGAACUAUUAUGUCAUAACAUGAACACAUCCUUUAUUUAGAAUGCGUCUGUCAGUCAUCUGAUGUAGUUGUAUCGUAAUAGAAGGAUGCAUCUCUCAGUCAGUCAUCCAAUACAGGUGUUAAAUCAAUGAUAUCCCUCCAGUAAAAUACUAAUAAAUGUUCUAAGCUAGGACUUGUAGUUAGAUAUGAAAAACCACUAUAAAACCACCCUAGGGAAGUGGCCAAAAAAUAUAUGGAAACAUAUUCCCCUACUAAUGCAGUAGCACAUAAAACCCUGGGGAAAGGGAUCAAGGAAAAUACAUUACAAUGUUACAUAAACUACUCCAAAAUUAUACUUAUGUAAAAGGGUUCUUGUCUAAAUACCUAAAUUCAUAACCUAUAUACCAAAAUUAGAAACGUUAUUCCAAAACAUACAGAUCUGACAGACAUAACAAAAUAAAAUGUAGAAAAGGAAAACUAUCAGAAGGACUGAGCUGAUGUAGAAUGGCACUAGUCUCAUGCCAAAACCAUAAAUAGCCUGAUACUAUCCCAGGAACACCAGCGCACCUCUAUACCGUGCCGUCAGAAUAUUAAUUUCUGACUAAUUCAUUCCCAUGUCUCUCAAUCAUCAGAAAUUACAUAUUCUGGCAUGGCAUACUGACUUUCUAAAAUCUUUGUUAAAUACAGAUUGAUGAAACUGGACGAUACACUGGCACUUUCAAAACAUAUGCCUUGUGUGGGAAGAUCAGACAAGAGGUGGGGGAAUUAAUUGCCUUUCAAAAUUGUUCUUGUUAUUGAUUUUUCCAGAGCACGCACCAGCAUUUUUGCAAUUGCCCUGAAGCAAUCUUUACCUGUCUGACUGCGUCGUGAAAUUUUCAUCACUAACUGCUUUUGAUCUGAAAUUUGUCUAGACACAGUAAAAAUCUAUAACCAUGGCAAUGAUAGACAGAAACUUUCUGAAAUCAGUUAUAAAGUCAGUUGAAAAAAAAAAAAACAUUGACCAUUGUCAUAAGGUUGCUGUUAUUUGUUAACAAAAAAUGGCAUCUGUGUGAAUGGAUAGGGUCAUCCAUUCAAAUAAAAUUGUGUUUUAUUAUUUCACAAAUAUAACUAAAUCAACACUGAAGUUUCUUGCCAAAAUUAAGGAGUAAUGUUCUGCCUAUUGUUGGUGUGAAUGAAGCAUUAGUUAAUUAAAAGAGUAACCUUUAAGACCCUUUGUCACUUCUUAUGGAGCAAAAAAUUCCAUCAAGACAUCUGAAAGGCCUUUUGCUUGCAGAAGCAUUCCUUUCAAUCUUCUGUUCAUAUUCAAGCUGUUUUUAUUAGUACACGUACAGUUUUUAAAGUACUUGCCGCCAUGUUGGAGGGCAUACUCUUGCCCUCCAACAUGGCAGCCAAAACUACUUUUUGCUUAUAUCUUGUCAAACGUUUGAUAGUUAUGCUCAGAUGUGCUGCAAACGUUACCACAUCAUCUUUUCAACACUUUCCUUGAAGUUUAAGUGCAAAAUUUGUGUUCAGAAAGAGGUAAUUCAUAAUUUUAAGAAUCACAUUUAGAAAAUGGUGCUGGUGUGAAAAACCAAAUAACUAUUAUUUCGCUUAAGAUAUGACCCACUAAUCAUUUUUCAAAGGCAAAAUCAUAUAACUUUUAUUUUCAUAAAAACAAUGUCACAUGACCUUUAAGUGCAAAUGGCCUAUUGUGCUGGUGUCGAGGCUAGUUUUUAUCUCACAAGUGCUGAAAUUAUCCAAAUUUGUUUUCUUUAUUAUAAUUAUUUCAUUAUCAUCAUUAUUAUUAUUUAUAAUGUAUUUCACCCAUUGUUCUGAAAGCUAGUUAACUUAUUGUUUCAUUUAUGUAGGGUGAGGCUGAUGAUGCUCUGACCAGGUUGUGUUGCAAACAUGGCAUCAUAAACAAGUAUGUUUAUCCUCACUCUUAA